AUGUUCGGCAUGGAGCCUACUGAAGCUACGCCAGGUGGGCGUAUUGUUAAAGUUGGUAUCAUAGGGUGUGGUAUGGUUACGCAAGUCGUCCAUAUACCCUCUCUGAACUCAUUGUCCCAUAUUUUUCAGGUCACAUACCUUUGCGAUGUCUCUGAGGAAGCUAUGAAACAUAGCCAACUCAGAGUCGCAGGUAACUCUAGGCCUAAGUAUACCCGAAGCGUCGACGAACUCUGCAACGCGCCGGAAGUGGAACUAGUAUUGAUAGCAAAUAAUCAUGCUUUCCACGCAUCCGACGCAGUACUCGCACUGCAAGCAAACAAAUACGUCUUUAUCGAGAAGCCAAUUGCUUUGACUUUGCAAGAUACGGACCGUAUAAUAGCUGCGGAUAAGGCAGCAGGUGGUGCCAGAGUGUUCAUUGGUUACAUGAGGAGAUACUCUGCAGCUUUCAUCGACGCAGUCAAAGAGGUUGGAAGUAUUGGGCAAAUACGUUAUGCUCGCGUCCGCGAUAUCAUCGGGCCAAACUCUGUCUUUGUGGGGCAAUCCGGAACAUAUCCAAGGACAUUUAAUGACUAUAGUGAAGCGGAUUCCGAAGUGCUUCGUACGAAAACACUUGACGACAUGGAGCAGGCCCUCCAAAUUGAGCUUGGAAUCACUGUCACAAAGGAAACGAAUAUGAUGUGGGAAAUGCUCUCCAUCCUCGGCUCACAUGAUUUAAGUGCCAUGCGGGAAAUCAUGGGUAUGCCCAAAGGUGUCGUAGGAUUCUCACCUUGUGCAACUGUCGGGUCCCCAUUUUGGAGUGCAAUUUUCCAAUACCCCAACUUCGCGGUCGCAUACGAGUCCGGUGUCGAUCAGGUCGCAAGAUUCGAUGCCUCGAUAGAAAUUUUUGGCGACAAAAAGACUGUUAAGGUUUGCAUCGAUUCCCCAUUCAUCAAAGGCUUGCCAACAACGAUGGUGGUUAAGGAGACUUUACCGGAUGGGUCGUAUAGAGAAUCCAACACACGACGGACAUACGAAGAUCCUUUCAUGCUGGAGCUAAAAGAGGUAUACCAAUGGGUCGCAAAGGGAAAGAUUCCAAAGACCACUCCGUCUGAUGCUAGACAAGACCUCGAGAUCUUGGGGAUGCUUAUGAAAGCUGCGACGGCAUGA
This is a messenger RNA of Penicillium manginii, 1146 nucleotides long. Its product is annotated as Gfo/Idh/MocA family oxidoreductase. Gene Ontology annotation, molecular function: nucleotide binding; oxidoreductase activity. The record is from RefSeq and is a predicted model, not a curated record. Gene Ontology annotation, cellular component: cytoplasm. Gene Ontology annotation, biological process: NADPH regeneration. NCBI's taxonomy places the organism in Eukaryota, Fungi, Ascomycota, Eurotiomycetes, Eurotiales, Aspergillaceae. The transcript is spliced from 3 exons. Bases 1 to 1146 code for a protein of 381 amino acids.